GGAUGAUUGAUCAUAUCCUUGAGGUGGCUUCUGGUCCAGCAAAUAAUAUUCAAUCACACAUGCAUAUAUAGCUAGCCUGUAAUAUAUGUAUGCUCCUUACAGUUUUUCCUUCUCUCUCUCUCUCUCUCUCUCUCUCUCUGGAAGAGAUAGUAAUCAACUAAUGGCGGGUGGUCUACCGGUGAUUGAUUUGGAUGACUUUCCGAGACAAUCACAGAAAUUGAUGGAAGCAUGCAAAGAGUGGGGUUGUUUCAGGGUCAUCAACCACAAGAUCCCAAUUGAUUUGAUGAAAGAGAUGAGGUCAGUGGCAGAAGAUCUUCUUGACCUUCCCACAGAAAUAAAACAGCGAAAUGGUGACGUGAUCGCUGGCAGCGGGUACAUGGCACCCAGUGAGAUCAAUCCUUUUUAUGAGGCAUUGGGUCUAUAUAACAUUUGCUCGUCCAAAGCUAUGAGCGACUUUUGUGCACAGCUGGAUGCUUCCCCCAGAAACUGUGAAAUAAUGAAGAGGUAUGGUGAAGCCAUUAGCAAGCUAGCGAAGGAUAUUGCAUGCAAGCUGGCCAAAAGCAUGGGGCUACCAACGGCAGUUUGUGAUGAUUUGUUUGAAGGAUGGCCUUGCCAGUUUAGGAUAAACAAAUAUAACUUCUCUUUGGCCACCGUAGGUUUCUCUGGCGUACAAAUGCACACUGACUCCAGUUUCCUCACCCUACUCCUUGAAGAUGACAAUGUUGGUGGUCUUGAAAUUAUGGACAAGUCUGGCGAGUUUGUAUCCGUCGACCCCAUCCCCGGCACCCUCCUUGUCAAUCUUGGCGACGUUGCUACGGUAUGGAGCAAUGGACGAUUUUAUAAUGUGAAACACAGAGUACAGUGCAAGGAAGGAUCCAAGCGUCUGUCGAUUGCUACAUUCCUCUUGGCACCUAGGAAUGCGCUGGUAGAAGCCCCAUCAGAAUUUGUGGACACUGAACACCCCCGUCUUUUUGUUCCUUUUACUUACGAGGAAUUUAGACAACUUCGAAUCUCCAAGAAAUUGCAAGCUGGUGAAGUUUUGGAUAUGUUACGUAUAAAAUAAAGUAAAACUUUAAGACAUUUAUUUAAAAUAUAGAAUCCAUUGAUGUUGCCAAAAGCUAUAGCAACAUCAGCCAUGAUGUUAUAGGCUAUUAUCAUAAUUUUCUGUGACAUUUAUCUGGAACUUUAUGCAAGGUGACCAAAAGUGUGUUGUUGAUAUCAA
This is a messenger RNA of Malania oleifera, 1222 nucleotides long. Its product is annotated as 2-oxoglutarate-dependent dioxygenase DAO-like. Bases 86 to 1063 code for a protein of 325 amino acids. Gene Ontology annotation, biological process: auxin catabolic process. Gene Ontology annotation, molecular function: indole-3-acetaldehyde oxidase activity; dioxygenase activity. The transcript is spliced from 3 exons. Lineage: Eukaryota; Viridiplantae; Streptophyta; Magnoliopsida; Santalales; Ximeniaceae. The record is from RefSeq and is a predicted model, not a curated record.